Rana temporaria (common frog) is the source of this 2323-nucleotide messenger RNA. RefSeq names its product heat shock protein family A (Hsp70) member 2 (gene HSPA2). Gene Ontology annotation, molecular function: ATP-dependent protein folding chaperone; misfolded protein binding; ATP binding. The record is from RefSeq and is a predicted model, not a curated record. Gene Ontology annotation, cellular component: nucleus; cytoplasm; plasma membrane. Bases 55 to 1986 code for a protein of 643 amino acids. The transcript has 2 exons. NCBI's taxonomy places the organism in Eukaryota, Metazoa, Chordata, Amphibia, Anura, Ranidae. Gene Ontology annotation, biological process: cellular response to unfolded protein; vesicle-mediated transport; protein refolding.
UCGCGCAGCAGUCGCUGAGUAGCCUGUGAAGUGAACUGCUACGGAGAUUUAACCAUGUCUGCUUGUGGUCCGGCAGUGGGCAUCGACCUGGGCACCACCUACUCCUGUGUGGGGGUGUUCCAGCUUGGCAAGGUAGAGAUUAUUGCCAAUGACCAGGGCAACCGCACCACCCCCAGCUACGUGGCAUUCACCGACACCGAGCGGCUGGUAGGGGAUGCAGCCAAGAACCAGGUGGCCAUGAACCCCAACAACACGGUCUUCGAUGCCAAGCGACUGAUUGGGCGGCGGUUCGAUGACCCCACCGUGCAGGCCGAUAUGAAGCACUGGCCCUUUACCGUGGUGAAUGAAGGUGGCAAGCCCAAGUUGCAGGUGGAGUACAAGGGCGAGAUGAAGACCUUCUUCCCGGAGGAGAUCUCAUCCAUGGUGCUCAACAAGAUGAAGGAGGUCGCUGAGGCUUACCUGGGCUGCCGGGUCCCCAACGCCGUAGUCACAGUGCCAGCCUACUUCAAUGACUCUCAGCGGCAGGCCACCAAGGACGCGGGCACCAUCUCUGGCAUCAACGUGCUGCGGAUCAUCAACGAGCCCACCGCCGCGGCUAUCGCCUACGGCCUGGACAAGAAGGGCACUGGUGAACGUAACGUCCUCAUCUUUGACCUGGGUGGUGGCACCUUCGAUGUGUCCAUACUCACCAUCGACGAUGGCAUCUUCGAGGUGAAGUCCACGGCCGGAGACACCCACCUGGGUGGCGAGGACUUUGACAACCGCAUGGUCAACCACUUUGUGGACGAGUUCAAACGCAAACACAAGAAGGACAUAAGCAGCAACAAGCGGGCCCUCCGCCGCCUUCGCACUGCAUGCGAGCGAGCCAAGCGCACCCUGUCCUCCAGCACCCAGGCCAGCAUCGAGAUUGACUCGCUCUACGAGGGCACCGACUACUAUACAUCCAUUACCCGUGCCCGCUUUGAGGAGCUCAACGGCGACCUGUUCCGUGGCACACUGGAACCCGUGGAGAAGGCGCUGCGAGACGCCAAGCUGGACAAGGCGCAGAUCAAUGAGAUUGUCCUGGUCGGCGGCUCCACGCGCAUCCCCAAGAUCCAGAAGAUGCUGCAGGAUUUCUUCAACGGCAAGGAGCUCAAUAAGAGCAUCAACCCGGAUGAGGCGGUGGCGUACGGGGCUGCAGUGCAGGCGGCCAUCCUGACCGGGGACAAGUCGGAGAAGGUGCAGGACCUGCUGCUCCUCGACGUGGCGCCGCUGUCGCUUGGCAUCGAGACUGCCGGAGGAGUGAUGACCGCGCUCAUCAAGAGAAACACCACCAUCCCCACCAAGCAGACCCAGACCUUCACCACCUACUCCGACAACCAGAACAGCGUGCUCAUCCAAGUCUACGAGGGUGAGAGGUCCAUGACCAAGGACAACAACCUGCUGGGGAAGUUCGACCUCAACGGGAUCCCCCCGGCACCCAGAGGGGUACCCCAGAUCGAGGUAACUUUUGACAUUGAUGCGAAUGGUAUACUGAACGUGACCGCCGCGGACAAGAGCACAGGCAAAGAAAACAAAAUCACCAUCACCAAUGACAAGGGCCGGCUGAGCAAAGAUGACAUUGACCGCAUGGUGAAUGAGGCUGAGCAGUACAAGGCGGAAGACGAGGCCAACCGUGAUAGGGUGGGGGCUAAGAACGGGGUAGAGUCUUACGUCUACCAAAUCAAGCAGACCAUAGAAGAUGAGAAGCUGAAGGGUAAGUUGAGCGACCAGGACAAAGAGAAGAUUUCGUCCAAGUGCAAGUCAGUCCUUGAUUGGCUGGACAAGAACCAGAUGGCGGAGAAAGAGGAGUUUGAGCAUCAGCAAAAAGAAUUGGAGAAAGUAUGCAAUCCAAUCAUUACCAAGCUUUACCAGGGAGGAGCCCCUAAUCCAGGAGCCACUUGUGGAGGAGCAGCAGGAGGAGCAGGUAAAGGAGCAGGAGGACCCACCAUUGAAGAAGUAGACUAGGUCGCCUGAGCUCUGUACUGGCAGGGUUUGCAAUCAGAAAUACAAAUGGUAAUAUCUAGAUUACAUUUAUUCAUGUAUUAAUGUUUGCCUUGUAGACAGUCCAGUACAUGUUCCUUCUAAAUUAGUUCAAGGUUAGAAGUUAAUACUUUCAUUGCUGGAAGGAGUUGCCAAAGCCAAUUUGCCUUUUUAAUGUUUCCUAUAGUGUGAGAGCUUUUGGUUUUACAUUUCUGUUGGAUGAAGGUUGAUCAUUACUGACGGGUCCUUGGAGAGGUUUAAGCUGCUCAAAGCAAACCUACCUACCUGUCUGAAAAUGCAAAACGAAGAAUUCUGCCUUUGA